GAAUGACAGAGGAAGUGACACCCACUACACUCCGUGAAAUCAAGCUGCGAUUUCUUUGCCAGGAUGACAUAGAUACAGUGAAGAGACUUUGUAGGGAGUGGUUCCCAAUAGAAUAUCCUGAUUCAUGGUAUCGAGACAUUACUUCUAACAAGAAGUUCUUCUCCUUGGCUGCUACAUGCAAGGGGAUUAUCAUGGGUAUGAUUGUAGCUGAAGUUAAAAGUCGAACAAAAAUACACAAAGAGGAUGGAGACAUUCUAGCCUCAGGUUUUCCUGUUGAUACACAGGUGGCUUAUAUCUUAAGUCUUGGGGUUGUAAAAGAUUUCCGGAAUCGUGGAAUAGGAUCUCUUUUACUUGACAGCCUGAAGGAUCAUAUAUCCAGCACUGCUCAGGAUCACUGCAAGGCAAUUUAUUUACAUGUACUUACCACAAAUAAUGCAGCCAUAUCCUUCUAUGAAAACCGGGACUUUAAACAACACCAUUACCUGCCAUAUUACUACUCCAUACAGGGAGUGCUGAAAGAUGGAUUCACCUAUGUUUUGUAUCUUAAUGGUGGACACCCUCCUUGGACAAUCUUUGAUUAUAUUCAGCAUAUUGGCUCCACUCUAGCAAACCUAAGUCCUUGCUCCAUUCCUCAGAGAUUGUACCGUCAAGCUCAGAGCAUUUUAAGAAGUUUUUUACCUUGGUCAGGAAUUUCAGCCAAGAGCAGCGUAGAGUACAGCAGGACAAUGUAAGAAUGGUGAAAGUGCCUUGAAUGUUAUUACAAGGACUGACACUGGCGUAUUGAAUGCUGCUUGUAAGGAAGCAAGUGACUGCUUCAUGAAGGAAGACUGGGAUAGUGGAGGACUGGACAGCUCUUCCCAUGCCCAAAUCCAUGCAAGCGAGUCUCCCAGGGCAUUCAUUCCUCAGUUUACAGCGCUUUCAGACUUCACACUGCUACUGCACCAACAUUUGCCUGUUUUUUUUUGUUUUUUGUGUUUUCUUUCAGAGAAGAAUCAGAUUCUUAAAAUUAGUCUGCACUUAGCAGAUUGGUGGAAAUAUCUUUAGGUCAGUGUUGCAGCCAUCUGCAAAUUGAAACACAUUCUGUGGUUCUUACCUGUAUAUUAUGUGUUUAUCCUGCUUUUUUUCUGCAGCUGUUCAGCCACAUUAUGGUAGAAUGUCAGCAGUGUUUGGAGGCUGAGAAGUUCUCGUUUUGUAAGCCUUAGUCUGAAUGCCUUGUGCAGCCAUUUUAUGUAAAUAUGUUUCAUAUGUAUGAAUUUAACGUUUGCACUGAUCAUUUACUCAUUUAAUGGAAAAAUGCAAUAAUUAUUCAUAAAAGUAAUAUUAUUUAGCCCUAAGCUGAUAGUAAUAAUUUUAAGAUAUAUAUUUAUACAUUUCUUAAAGUGUCCAGUUUCAUUAGUCUUAUACAACACUGAAAAAAUUCCAGAUCCCCAGUUCUGCUUGCUUUUAUACUACUAGCACUGAAUUUCUGGCUUUGCAUUUUUUAAUGUAGAGUGAUUCGUGUAUGUGUAACCCUCCCUGGGUUAUCCCAACAUACCUGGUGUUGCAGUCUAGUUGAGUAUAUUAGCCUUUGUUUAAAAUAGAUGCAUUAAUUCCUUCAUGUUCCUCCUUUUAUCCUGUAGUCUCAAACUUAGUGUAUCCUACCAUCUAGUAAGAGGAGGUCUGUCCUCAUUAACUGCAGGUCUAAAAAAGACAGCAGGCAUUAUAACAGCUCAGCGUGUAAAACUUUUCCAAGUUACCUUGAUCCCUUUCCUCAUUCCACAGUAAACCAGGGUGUCACACCUCUUCAGUAUUGCUUGCUCAACUUCUGACAGUUUUAGUGGACCCAGGAUACUUGAUUUCAGAACUGGUGAUAAAAUUAUUACUCAUUUCAAAGAUAUAAUUAAUUGCAAAUAAUCUCUUGACAAGAUACAUUUUUCUCCAGUUUUAGUGGAAUUCUAUCCUGAUCCUUGAUAGAAAUGUGACCUUAUGUGAACAACGCUCUUUAAGUACAGUCAAAAAAGAGUAACAUAUUGUACAAAAGACAAUACUUGAUGUAAUAAAAAAUGUAUAUUAACUCCAAGAUUGCUAUAUCCCAGAAUAAGUAGAAGAUGCCACAGUCUUGAUCUUCAAAUAGAAAAAAGGAAGUCAGAUAUUCAUGAUCAUGCAUGAAAUUGUCAAUCACUAAUGUGAUACGGUUAAGACUGGCACCCAUUUUAUCCAUCUAUUUCUUCCUUUCACUUCAUUGGGCCUUCCUAGUUUCAGCACUUUUACCAAAGUUACAAAGCAAAGUUCACUUACUUUAACUUAUAUCUUGGGGUGGUCUUUUUGCUUAAUCAUAAUGAUGUGUCAUUCAUUUAAGAAGUGUGCCUGCCUGCUGAAAUAGGUUCUACUGUAGGGUAAGUAUAACCACUGUUUAGAUUGCUUUGAGUAGAGGCAAACCCAUGGAAGAGCAGCACUGAUUGAGGUUUUAUUGCUGUCACCAUUAAAAAUCAGGAAAAAUAGUUAAGAUAGUGUUUGUUAUAAAAGUUGCUUUAAGCUCAGGAAGAAGCAGGACCAUCAACACUUUUGGAGCUGAUGCUUUUGACUUCAACAUCUGUUAGUACAAAGUCCCUUGAAAAGUCAGAACCCCACAAGACUCCUUAGCCUCAGCUGCAGCCCUUCUUGACAACUUAGACUGUUACAGAGAACAUGAAUGAGGAUGUGCAGAAAAUUGUCUUAAAAGUGACUGAAUCUAAAUUUCUGGUUGAACGCCUUUUAGAAUCACAAAGAAGUAUCACAGAUUUUAAGUCCUAGAACUAGUUCAUGUAAUCUUACACUUUCUUGUCUGCCUGCACUUCAAUUACAUCUGGUCCAUGAAGGCUCUGUUGUCGAGUAAGAAAAGUCUGUCUCCUAUCCUGCAACUCUGCCCUGCCCCCCAGCUCAGAUCUCCAGCAUGUUUAUGCCUAGUCUCACUGUCCUUGGUGACAUUUCUGAGAUUGCCAUUGUUGAAUCUUGUAGUCUCAAUGUUGAUGCCAGAGGCUGUUUUGAUGGCUGGGUUUGUGGUGCCUUGGUCAGUACCUUAUAUCAUGGUGGUGUUGUCUGUGCCAUCAAGUCUUCUAUUGGCAUUAGUUUUUUUUUUUCCCAGUGCCUUUAUUGCCUUUGUUAAUGAGUCUCUAGACCCGGGGACCAGGGCCUUGGUUCCUGUGUUGAUGUCAUUAUACCCUGUCCCCCAGCAGUCAGCAUCAGUGUUCUUGACACCAGCAUCAAUCAGUUCAUGCUUGAUGCAAACAUAUUUACACUGGAUCCCCUCUUGCCUUUUACAGACCUGAUGCCUCUGCACUUUUUUUUUUUUUUUUUG
This is a messenger RNA of Protopterus annectens (West African lungfish), 3316 nucleotides long. It is a transcript of the gene NAA60, whose product is annotated as N-alpha-acetyltransferase 60, NatF catalytic subunit. Gene Ontology annotation, molecular function: protein-N-terminal amino-acid acetyltransferase activity; histone acetyltransferase activity. Gene Ontology annotation, cellular component: Golgi membrane. Gene Ontology annotation, biological process: N-terminal peptidyl-methionine acetylation. Bases 3 to 731 code for a protein of 242 amino acids. Lineage: Eukaryota; Metazoa; Chordata; Ceratodontiformes; Protopteridae. The record is from RefSeq and is a predicted model, not a curated record. The transcript has 6 exons.